Messenger RNA from Plasmodium inui San Antonio 1, 1995 nucleotides. RefSeq lists its product as hypothetical. The record is from RefSeq and is a predicted model, not a curated record. The coding region runs from base 1 to 1995 and encodes 664 amino acids. NCBI's taxonomy places the organism in Eukaryota, Apicomplexa, Aconoidasida, Haemosporida, Plasmodiidae. The transcript has a single exon.
AUGAAACAUUUUGACCAAAACCAAGUGCAGUAUGUAAGGAAGCAAAAGAAAAUCAGAAAAUGCCACAGCGUGUGGCAAAAAAUAAUUAGAAAAAGCCUUGGCUGCACAAAAGAAGAAAUAAAAAAAAGCAUCGCAAAUAGUAAGAGGGAAAAAGAAAGAGUAAUCUCCGUUCUGUAUGGAAGCGUCUUCAGAGGGAACAAAUACCUCCUGUACACAAAAAAAUGGAGAGGAAACACAUUAAAUGAAAUAAUCAAUCAAGACAGAAAAAACUACAUGAACUUGAAAAAUUUAAAAACUGUAGACAGUAGCUAUUUCUGCAAAUUAGCCUUUGGUUAUGUGGACCAGAAUGAUAGGAAUAAUUUUAAGAAAACAACACAAGCGGGGCAACUGAAAGAUUCUGACCCUAAGGGGGACACUAGCGCUUACGGAGGUGAUUACGGGAAUGCAAACCGAAACGGUGACGGGAAUGCAAACGGAGACGAUAACGGGAAUGCUGCCGUAAACACUGACCAAAACACUGAGGUAAACGCCGACGUCGUCCGUGUCCGUGCAAUCACCCAGCAGAGUGGCCCCCCCGGAGGAUACCACAGCAACCGACCCACCACCCACACCAACGCCAAGAAAACGCAACCCAACCAUAGUAAUAUCAUCACUAGAAAAAAAACACACCAAUUGGAAAAAAACACACCAAUGAACGAAAAAGAUGAAGUGUACGAAACAUUAAACUAUUUAGAAAAAAGAAGUUAUCGGAAUAGAUCAAGGGGAGACAACGAAAACUGUCUCAACGGUGGUACCAAUAGCAGCACCUACUAUUACUAUAGUAACAACUUCGGAAGUGGAAGCGCUAAUUUUAACUGCGCCGGUAAAUAUUACACUGUCAGCAGCAACGACAGCAGCGCCAGAAAUGCCAACAACAGAAGUGCAGCCACCCAAAGCAACCCAAACGAUGCAGCAUACUGCGAACCCCAGUCCGACGAAAAUACUAUGAUUAAAUACAAGUAUUUACCCACGGGUGUAUUCUACAGUAGAGUCUCCCGAUCCUUUAUUGCCAACUGGAUUGAUGAGAAAACGAAGAAGCAAAUUAAAAUGCCAUACAAGAUAGCCGAAUUCGGGAUCGAAAAAUGUAUGAUCUUAGCCAUCCUUUCUAGGAACCUUCGUAUUAGUAAUCUCAACAACGCCUUGAAAUGCUACGACAAGUUAACCCCCGACCAGAAGGAGAAGAUGCUCCAAGUCAUUAGAACGACGCAGAAGAGUGAAAAGCUCUUUAACGAUCUGCUUAAGCCCAACGGGAGGGAUCCGCCAAAUGGUAGGGAUCAGCCAAAUGGAAGAGGCUUGCCAAACGGGAGAGACCUGACAAACGGGAAGGAUACGCCAGAUGGGAGAGCAAAUCCAAGCGCUCUUCACAGUAGGACAUCCCCAAACGGCGCAGCGAACGGGCAGACCAACCAGGUCAACGUCCAAAGUGACUUGCUAAGCGGCCGAACUGACCUAUUAAGCGGACAUCCAAACGAGCCAAACGAGCCAAACGAGCCGAACCAGCCAAACCAGCCAAGGGGCCAGAUGGACCAUCUAACCGGUCAACCAAAACAGCUCACCUCACUCAGUAGCAACUCCCCGAACAAGAACAACGAACAGGAAUCGAAACACACGCCGGUCAAAAAGACAACUAUCGAAAAAAAAAAAGUUAAACAGUCCUACAAUAACUCGGAGAAUCUACCCACCGGCGUGUAUUUCUAUCAAGGCUCAUAUGUAGCCAAUUGGUGGGAAACACAACAAAAGAAGCAAUUCAAAGUUCCUUUUAAAAUAUCGGAGCAUGGAAUAGCAAGAGCAAAAAAUCUAGCAAUCAUUUCCAGAAUUAUCAGAUCAUCCUCUGUGCAACAAGUCAAUUUAAUUUUAUCUCAAAUAGAGCAAACAAAAAACAUCACAAAGUUGAACUAUGCUGCCAUUGCUGCUUUAGCUUUUAAAUAUAUAACCCCCCCUCCGAAAGAGGAGUAA